Messenger RNA from Coregonus sp. 'balchen', 8462 nucleotides. The record is from the annotation of a GenBank genome assembly. NCBI's taxonomy places the organism in Eukaryota, Metazoa, Chordata, Actinopteri, Salmoniformes, Salmonidae.
CAGUCUGAUGAGGACAAACAGCUGCAAGAAGAACUGGAGAUGAUGGUGGAGAGACUUGGUGUGAGUACCACAAGAACUGCUAAACCUCUGCUAAAGUCUGGUUUGCUUUAGACACUCUGGGACUAUAGCUUUUUACAUUCUUAUUUAUUUUACUGUACAUAAGGCGUUAGUAUAGAGAGUCAGUAAUUUACAUGCGCUGCAUUAAGUCUUUGGUAGCUAUGCAUAUAAAACAACAUUGUUUUUACUUAUGCAAUGUAUAUCCCCCUGCCCCUUUUCUCUCUCUCACCCACCCACAGGAGACGGACACGUCUCUGUACCGGCCUGCUCUAGAGGAGCUGCGCAGGCAGAUCCGCUCCUCCACCACCUCCAUGACCUCUGUGCCCAAGCCCCUGAAGUUCCUGCGGCCACAUUAUGGCAAGCUCAAAGAGAUCUACGAGGGCAUGGCGCCUGGCGAGAACAAGGUGGGAACACCGAUGGCUAUGUCCUUGCUAAAUGGCUAACCGUGACAGUGGGGAAAACAAGAGGGAGGGAUGGCUCCACUACUUUAUCGCUUCCUUUCCCUGUCUGCUUUUACUUUAUAACCACAGUGCAAAAGUCUGGAUGGAUUUCUUUUACAAUGUUACUGGAGAUACAGACAAGAAAACAAGGAUAGAUACCUAGUAAAUUGGACAUCGCAAUUCUGGAUGGAACUAGGGAUUCAUGUUCAGAAGGACCCAUCAUAACUGUGUCAUUAUGGAAACGUCUAACUACUGUCUGUUUUGUUUUUGCAGAGUUUCUGUGCAGAUGUGGUGUCGGUCUUGGCCAUGACAAUGAGUGGGGAGCGGGAGUGUCUGAAGUACCGUCUGCUGGGCUCCCAGGAGGAGCUGGCGUCCUGGGGACAUGAAUAUGUCAGGUAGGAUACGUGAGGCCAUUCCAAACGGCUAACAACACAAGGGUGAAUCCUACCUUCUACUUAAGUAGAAUUUCACUUAGUCAUGCAUUGAUACCAAUGGAAGACUAAGUACAAAUUUGACUUAGAAUUCGCCUCCAUACCUUGCAGGAGUAGGCAGUUUGUGUGGUCUGACCUAGGCCUGUGACAAUACCAGUAUUGAGAUUUUUUUCCAUGGCAAAAAUUAAAAAAUGAAGAAGACCAACUUUUGGUCCUUUAAAAACCUGCUGUAUGUAAAUUAUUGUGUGCUAUAGCUUGGAAAAUAAAUAAAUGUGACUCUGGAUGUUUGUUUCCAACAUUUGGGCAGUUUUCCUAAAGAAGUUCAAUAUUUCCUUUCCGCGAUACUGGUAUUGUUCCGGCCCUAGUCUUCUGACCCAAACUCUGUGUGUGUAUAGGCACCUGGCGGGCGAGGUGGCCAAGGAGUGGCAGGAGGUUGAGGAGAGUGAUAAGACGCAGCAGGAGACUCUGCUGAAGCUGGUGAAAGAGAUUGUGCCCUACAACAUGGCCCACAACGCUGAGCACGAGGCCUGUGACCUGCUGAUGGAGAUCGAGAGGCUGGAGAUGCUGGAGCUCUACAUAGAUGAUAAUGCAUACGCCAAGGUCUGCCUCUACCUCACCAGGUGAGUGGACAACACACACCUUACCACGUGAGGGGCAAACAUAUGUACCUUCACACAGACAUGUUCAAACACCUGUACCACAGUUUGCCUCUGCCUCAACAUACCUGUAGUGUGCCAACAUCAGCCUGAAGAGACAAAAGGAAGUUCCUCUCAUCAGUAAUCCUAAACCCUUCUCUUCUCUCUCUCCUCUCUCUCCAUGCCAGCUGUGUGAGCUAUGUCCCUGAGCCAGAGAACUCUGCCCUGUUGAAGUGUUCCCUGAACAUCUUCAGGAAGUUUAACCGUUACCCAGAGGCCCUGAGGCUGGCCCUGAUGCUCAACGAUGUGGAAUUGGUGGAGAACAUCUUCACCUCCUGCAAAGACAUGUAAGGACUGACACAACACACUCACUGCACUCUCUCUCACACUUAUCUCACAGCAACACUUUUGCAACAAGUGCUACCUACAGGUAACUGCCAAAAUAAAGGAAACACUUGAGUAAAUGAGGGAAACAAAGUAUACUGAACAAAAAUAUAAAUGCAACAAUUUCAAUGAUUUUACUGAGUUACAGUUCGUAUAAGGAAAUCAGUGAAUUGAAAUAAAUUAAUUAGGCCCUAAUCUAUGGAUUUCACAUGACUGGGCAGGGGAGCAGCCAUGGGUGGGCCUGGGAGGGCAUAGGCCCACCCACUGGGGAGCCAGGCCCAGCCAAAGAAUGAGUUUUUCCCCACAAAAGGGCUUUAUUACAGACAAAAAUACUCCUCAGUUUCAUCAGCUGUCCGCGUGGCUGGUCUCAGACAAUCCCGCAGGUGAAGAAGCCGGAUGUGGAGGUCCUGGGCUGGCAUGGUUACACGUGUUCUGCGGUUGUGAGGCCGGUUGGAUGUACUGCCAUAUUCUCUAAAACAAUGUUGGAGGUGGCUUAUGGUAGAGAAAUGAACACAAAAUGAUCUGGCAACAACUCUGGUGGACAUUCCUGCAGUGAGCAUGCUCCCUCAACUUGAGACAUCUGUGGCAUUGUUUUGUGUGACAAAACUGCACAUUAUAGUGGCCUUUUAUUGUCUCCAGCACAAGGUGCACCUGUGUAAUGAUCAUGCUGUUUAAUCAGCUUCUUGAUAUGCCACACUGGUCAGGUGGAUGGAUUGUCUUGACAACGGAGAAAUGCUCAUUAACAGGGAAGUAAACAAAUUUGUGCACAACAUUUUUGAGAAAAUCUUUUUGUGCAAAUGGAAAAUCUUUUAUUUCAGCUCAUGAAACAUGGGACCAACACUUUACAUGUUGUGUUUAUAUUUUUAUUCAGUAUAUAUUGAAAGCAGGUGCUUCCGCACAGGUGUGGUUCCUAUGUUAAUUAAGCAAUUAAAACAUCUCAUCAUGCUUAGGGUUUCCCAUUAUUUUGACGAACAUGGCUAGAAGAGAUCUCAGUGACUUUGAAAGAGGUAUCUCAAAGGAGCAUAGGGGGUUUAAAGGGGUGUGUGUCUCAGUCCCCAGAUCUCAAUCAAUUGAACACUUAUGGGAGAUUCUGGAGCGGCGCCUGAGACUGCGUUUUCCACCACCAUCAACAAAACACACCCUCCAGUAGAGUUCCAGACACUUGUCGAAUCUCUGCCAAGGCGCAUUGAAGCUGUUCUGGCUGCUAGUGGUGGCCCAACGCCCUAUUAAGACACUAUGUUGGUGUUUCCUUUAUUUUGGUCCCUGUACAACCUAUAUUGGUAAACAGUAUUUUCUUUCUAAUCAUUAUUCACAUUUUCAACUGACAGUCAUUGGGAAUGCAAUCAGCAGUGUUUUCCAUAGUUAAUGACGUGCAUGAAGAGCUUACCGUUUAGUGGGUGUUUUCCUGUAGCGUGAUCCAGAAGGAGAUGGCCUUCAUGCUGGGACGACACGGCAUGUUCCUGGAGCUCAACGAGGACGUGGAGGACUACGAGGACCUGACGGAAAUCAUGUCCAACGUCCAGCUCAACAGCAACUUCCUGGCCUUGGCCCGAGAGGUGAGGAGAGAGGGUUUAGAGGAGAGAAAGAGGGAAGAUGGGUAGACUACUAGAGAGGGGAGGGGGUUGGAAGAGUGAGACUGUUCAGAGCAGGACUGAGGAGUGGGUCACUGUUGAAGUCAGCGGAUGGAGUGUGACUGUCUGACAGUGGGGGCUGAGUGUAUGUUAGAGAAGAGAAGGUGUUUAGAGUAGGGCCAAGGAGAGAUGAAUAUGACGUUUAGAGAUGAGUCAGGACCGCGCUCCAUUUGAUAUUGUGGAGAGGGGGAAAUGGAGGAGGCUUGAAGAAGCUACUAAGAGAAGAGUGGGGUAGGGGUCAGGGGUCAGGGUGGGAGAAUAAUGGUGCAUAGAGUGAGAGAAGAGAUGAGGCUGGAGGAUAAUGAAUGGCUGGUAUAGUGAAUAAACCAAUUAGUGAAAGACAUUAAGCCUGUUAGUGGCUAUGACUCAGCACCAGGCAGCCAGUAACACACGGUUCCCUUUCUUUACAGUUGGACAUCAUGGAACCCAAAGUCCCAGAUGACAUCUACAAAACCCACCUGGAGAACAACCGUGAGUUCUCCUUCACUACAACAGCACACUGAUUGUCCUGGUUGUUAUAUCACACUCCUCUUUCCUCAUCCUCCCUCUCAUCAUGCCAUUGUCUCUGUCAGGGUUUGGAGGAAGUGGUUCCCAGGUGGACUCUGCUCGUAUGAACCUGGCCUCCUCGUUUGUCAACGGCUUCGUCAACGCAGGGUUCGGACAGGACAAGCUGCUCACAGACGAUGGCAACAAAUGGCUGUACAAGAACAAAGACCAUGGUGAGAGAACCCCCCCACACACACAGCCUCACAUCCCUGUCUUCAAAUGGGGCUCAUGGUUCACAUUUGGGGGAUUUGACUGAAAAUUGGUUCAUGUUUAGUGGUUCGACAGUGAUCACCUUCAUUGCUAAUCCUUAAUGGCAAGCACAGUAACAAAAAUAACAUAUUGCUGUUGUGUAAAUGUUGAUGCUAAUUCUGUGUUUCUCUCCAGGUAUGCUGAGUGCUGCAGCCUCUCUGGGGAUGAUCCUGCUGUGGGAUGUGGACGGUGGUUUGACACAGAUAGACAAAUACCUCUACUCCUCAGAGGACUACAUUAAGGUCAGCACACACACUGCAUUAAAACCUCCUCACCACAACCUUCACAGCAUCCAGAAAAGCCCUAAACAUCCUAUUAAUGUAGAUAUGUCUCCCACACUCUCUCUUCCCUCCUCUCUCUCUCUCCCUGUAGUCGGGGGCCCUCCUGGCUUGUGGCAUAGUGAACUCUGGGGUGAGGAACGAGUGUGACCCGGCCCUGGCCCUGCUGUCAGACUACGUCCUCCACAACAGCAACGUCAUGCGGAUAGGAGCCAUCUUCGGGUAAGGAGAGAAGUAAAUGGAUGUUCUGUCCCAAAUCAACCCCUAGCCCCAACUGCCUGACACCUCUUACACAUUAAAGAUUUUUAUUGAGGUCUGUUUAGUCCAUUCUUAGCACAGUGUAAUCUCUGCCUGUGAAAAGUACUUGUUUAGGUGGGGUUUGUGCCUGACCUUUCCUCUCUAUCCCCAGCCUGGGCCUAGCGUAUGCUGGCUCGAACCGUGAGGACGUCCUCUCUCUGCUGCUGCCCGUCAUGGUAGACUCCAAGUCCAGCAUGGAGGUACUGUGUGUGUAGUUCCACAGUUUGUCUGGGUUUAAGUCAAGUACACAUCCACACUCAUUAAACCCAGCUCACUGUCCCAUGUUACGUGUCUUGUCACACACACUCAGGUGGCAGGUGUGACGGCGCUGGCGUGCGGUAUGAUCGCGGUGGGCUCGUGUAACGGUGACGUCACCUCCACCAUCGUCCAGACCAUCAUGGAGAAGAGUGAGCUGGAGCUGAAAGACACAUAUGCCCGCUGGUUGCCGCUGGGCCUGGGCCUCAACCACCUGGGUAAAGGGGAGGCCAUUGAGACGACCCUGGCAGCGCUGCAGGUGGUGCCUGAGCCCUUCCGCAGCUUUGCCAACACACUGGUGGACGUCUGUGCCUACGCAGGUCACUCAUCAUAGCUCCAGCUUUAGCAUUUUGUCUCCAAUUGUCUUCUUUUUUAUUUGCAUAUUUAUUUAUACAGGUGAUCUCAUUUGAGAUUUACAAGAGGUGGCUUUCCUAUAUUUAUCUCUGUUUCUCUCAAUGCCAGGUUCUGGUAACGUACUGAAGGUGCAGCAGCUGCUCCACAUCUGCAGUGAGCACUAUGAAGCCAAGGAGAAGGAGGAGGAAAAAGACAAGAAGGACAAGAAGGACAAAGACAAGAAGGAGAGUGCAGCCGACAUGGGCUCCCACCAGGUAUGCCAGGCUUCUGUUAAUCAAGGGGUGUCAGGUAGCCUAGCGUUUUAAGAGCGUUGGGCCAGUAACCGAAAGGUCGCUGGUUUGAAUCUCCGAGCCGACUAGGUGAAAAAUAUGUCGGUACCCUUGAGCAAGGCACUUAACCCUAAUUGCUCCUGUAAUUCGCUCUGGUUAAGAGCGUCUGCUAAAUGACUAAAAAUGUAAAAUACAAUCUGAGUGGUUUGAAUGAAGAUUUGAUAUUGAACUAAUCUGCUGUCUGCUUCCCCCUCCCAGGGUGUGGCUGUCCUGGGUAUUGCACUCAUUGCCAUGGGAGAAGAGAUUGGCUCAGAGAUGGCAUUACGGACGUUUGGACACCUGGUCAGUAUAACCUCUGACCUGUUCACACCAUUUGGCUUCAACACAUUUUCAGGACAUGUUAGGGGUUGAUUUAGCCCCUGUCUCUUUCACUCGAUCCGACCAUCCCACGUCGAACUGUUUUUCUCUUUAUCUCUCCAUUGUCUUGCCUUCCUCCUCUCCACCUCACUCACUCUCCUAGUUGCGGUAUGGAGAGCCUACUCUGAGGCGUGCGGUGCCUCUAGCCUUGGCCCUGAUCUCUGUGUCGAAUCCUCGCCUCAACAUCCUGGACACACUCAGCAAGUUCUCCCACGAUGCUGACCCAGAGGUCUCCCACAACUCCAUCUUUGCCAUGGGCAUGGUGGGCAGCGGUGAGUGGGCCCUGGCAUUACUGGCCAAUGGCCUCUAUUGUGUGCCUACUGUCUGGAACCCAAUCAGUCAGUGGCUUCAUUAUUAUAUUGAGAUGUUCAAAGUUAUUUAGAUUUGAUUCACUAAGUUAUCACAAUGUUCCCCUGUAAUUAUUCCUUGUCCAUGAAAAAGUAUCAACUCACUGACUCAUGGCUCCAACCCUCUGUCCGCAGGAACAAACAAUGCCCGCCUGGCUGCCAUGCUGAGGCAGCUGGCUCAGUACCAUGCCAAAGACCCCAACAACCUCUUUAUGGUCCGAUUGGCACAGGUGGGUAGCAAAAAGAGGUGCCACUUUGGCACUCUAAGCUGUGUGUUUGAGAGAGAGGGAGAGUAUGUGUCUCUGUCUCCUAACCCUUGCUCUGUGCCAUGUCCACAGGGUCUGACUCACCUGGGUAAAGGGACAUUGACGCUGUGUCCGUACCACAGUGACAGGCAGCUGAUGAGUCAGGUGGCCGUGGCAGGACUACUCACUGUCCUCGUCUCCUUCCUUGACGUCAAGAACAGUGAGUCCCUCUCCUUUUCCUCAUUACUCCACUCUUCACCACUCAUUUUAUUUGCCUCUCCCUCCCCUCCCUUUUUCCACAUCCUUGUGUUUAGGGUUGGGGGUGAAGUCCAUUUCUUUUGAGUAAUUUGAGGAAGUGAACUGAAUUUCAAUGUACGGAUGGAAAAUUCCACAUAAACAAUUAGCAAUUGUUCAACUCCUGAAUGGCAUUGGCCCUUACCCAGCUAGUUCCACUGUCUUUCUUUUAGGGUAGUAAGUCUUCUAAAUGCCUUGACCUGGGUCUGAGUAUUUGGCUGUUUGUGUUGACAUCGCCCCAUGCUGUUUCCUGUGUGUGCUGCAGUAAUCCUGGGGAAGUCUCACUACGUUCUCUAUGGCCUGGUGGCUGCCAUGCAGCCCCGUAUGCUGGUCACCUUCGACGAGGAGCUGAGGCCGCUGCCCGUGUCCGUCAGGGUGGGACAGGUAAGGACUGCUGCUCCCACUAUGCUCUUAAUAAGAGCCUGGAGGAUUAGCUUCAUAUUCAAAAUACAAUGCUAGUUGAGGAUGUAGCCUAGAUGGUGUGACGAAGGCCAAAACGUCAGCACGAUAUGACGUGAUGCUUUGCAAGUGAAAUGUGCUGGAGAUUUUCAUUUUAACUAUGGUUGAACAUCUCCAUUGCGAAGUAACGUCUAGAUGUGCAAACGUUUUUCACUCAAGAUUAGGAUGAAAUGCUAUAAGAUGAUGGCAGAGUGGACUCGACCUCAUGGUUCAUGUAUGUAAUUGGUCCGUAGGCGGUGGACGUGGUUGGCCAGGCCGGUAAGCCCAAAGCCAUCACAGGUUUCCAGACCCACACCACGCCGGUGCUCCUGGCCCACGGAGAGAGGGCAGAGUUGGCCACAGAGGAGUAUCUCCCCGUCACCCCCAUCCUGGAGGGCUUCGUCAUCCUCCGCAAGAACCCCAACUACGAUGCCUAGAUUUCCCUCUAUUGUCCUCCCCUGGUCCUCACCCUACUCUCCUUACCAGUCUCUCAUUGGUAGCAUGGAUAGCCCUCCCUGGCUCUUUUAGACCUCACUACUUUAUUCCAUGUCUGAAAAGAGCCAGGAAGCCCUCUUUUUCUUGUCAACAGCUUCUCUCCAUCUGUGAAAAUAUAUGGUUGUGUUCUGGGUGGUCAAACUGACUGGAGCAGGGAGUGGAAACUGGGACCUCAUUCACACUGUUUAGAUUGGUUUCCUCUUUGUUCUGAUCUAGGAUCAGUUCCACAUAAAUGUAUUAAACCAUCUCUUUUUAGGCUCCACAAAUAUUUAACUGAUCUAGGGUCAGCCAUCAGGAGCGAACUUUGUUCAGCCUCUCCCGGUUUCUAGUUCAGCCUCCAAGUCUGCUUUUACACAGGCAGCCCAAUUCUGAUCUUUUUUUUCCACUAAUUGGUCUUUUG